Messenger RNA from Opisthorchis viverrini, 354 nucleotides. RefSeq lists its product as hypothetical. NCBI's taxonomy places the organism in Eukaryota, Metazoa, Platyhelminthes, Trematoda, Opisthorchiida, Opisthorchiidae. The transcript has a single exon. The coding region runs from base 1 to 354 and encodes 117 amino acids. The record is from RefSeq and is a predicted model, not a curated record.
AUGUUUCGAUACGGUAUUUUGUGCAAUGGGAACCCUCUGUUUGAAUCUGAAGAAACCAGCCAACCAACCAACAAGGAGCAGAAUAUUUUGCCUAAACCAAAAUAUGCCGACUGUGACUGGUCAUUAAGACAAACAUCGUGGUACGCAGAAGAGGACCCGCUCAGUAACUGUCGUGUGUAUGGAUUUCGUAUGGAGGAUUUGCGGAGAUUCUUGACAACAGUGUAUGGAUUUCGUAUGGAGGAUUUGCGGAAAUUCUUGACAGAGAUAAAACCGCUGGAACCAAAUUUGGCAAGUGCCAAUUCGGCUCCCUGGGCCAACAGCGGCUCAGAUUUGAGUUGGAGAAGGGCGAAUUGA